Molecule: messenger RNA, 276 nt
Organism: Meloidogyne enterolobii
Lineage: Eukaryota; Metazoa; Nematoda; Chromadorea; Rhabditida; Meloidogynidae
Source: the annotation of a GenBank genome assembly
UUAAUUUUUAGACCUAAAAUGUCGGACUUUACUUACGAUAUAAAAUGCGAAAAUGAGGUUGUGGAUAGUUCUUCUGCAAGUUCUCCCCAACGGUCUUUAAAGAUGUUUAAAGAGGGAAUACUUACUGAUUGUGUUGUUGAGAUUGAAAACGAAUCAAUAAGCACACAUAAAUUUAUUUUGGCAAACAGCAGUGUUGUAUUUCAAAGAAUGUUUGAACAAAUGGGAAUGACUGAAGCACUAAAUGUAAUUUUAACUAUACACAGCAGAUCAGACUAA